Messenger RNA from Malassezia restricta, 1218 nucleotides. RefSeq names its product putative stress-responsive nuclear envelope protein. Lineage: Eukaryota; Fungi; Basidiomycota; Malasseziomycetes; Malasseziales; Malasseziaceae. Bases 1 to 1218 code for a protein of 405 amino acids. The record is from RefSeq and is a predicted model, not a curated record. The transcript has a single exon.
AUGCAAGUGUGGUUCGUGGCGGUGGCGGCGGUGGCCCUGGUCGCUUCAGCCAAGGAUGUGCCUUCAGCGUGCACGCAUCUUGAAUUUUCUUCGUGGAGCGAUACAGGGCUACGUGCUUACCUGCUGGAGCGAGGCAUCACAUCGCCUGGCGCGACGCACGACAAGCUCGUGACACUUGCCAAGAACGACUGCGAGACGCUUAUGGCGGACGCCGAGCGAGUUCCGGAUGGCUCGUCAGCACAGUGGAAUGAGGCUCUUUCUUUAGCGAGCUCUGUGCGAGCCAAUUUUGCACCCAAGACAGCCAUCCCCAAGAGCAUGCCGUCUGCCACACCUGUAGGUACCGAGCCCAUCAAGCGUGGUGCAUCCACAGCGGCACGCAAGGUAGGUCAAAGCGCCUCGAAAGUCGCCGAGAAGCGGUGGGAUGAUGUAAGUGCGUAUCUUGACGACACCAAAGACUAUGUGUACAGCAAAUGGAGUGAGGUCGACUUGUAUGGCUGGCUCCGAUCGCAUGGCCUGGACGUACCGACCAAUGCGGCACGGAGUACCAUGCUGGCAUUAAUGCGCGAGCCAUUUGCGCGUGAACACUAUGAUCGGCCUUAUGCUCGCCUGUCAUCUGAGUACCUGCACCGCUGGCUGGUGGAGCAUGGCUAUUUGCGAGGCGAGGCACCACAGUCGCGCCAGACGUACGAAGCUUUGGCGCAGCGCUACUAUUACUAUAUGCAGGACCGCGUGUAUGAUACAUGGACGCAGGCAGACCUGCACAAGUGGCUCGCAGACCGUGGACUAGUCCCCCAAGACUGGCGUGCGACGCGUGAUGAGUACCUGCGCGUCAUGCAGGACAAGUAUGCACGGGCCGCCGAUACCAUAUGGGCUGGUUGGAAAGAAAGCGAUAUGCGGCAGUACCUCGCGCGGAAAGGCGUGCUGACGCAUGCAAGCACGUAUGAAGAAUUGCUCCAGCUCAUGCAGAAGCACGCUCAGUCUGCAGCCGCCACAGCGAGUGCCUAUGUGAGCUGGUCCGAUGCCAAGCUGCGUGGCUUUCUCAAAGACCGCGGCGUACAGGUGGAGGCAUUGCCAUCCAGCCGCUGGGAGCUGCUGCGGGCCAUGCGGGCGCACUACACCCCCAGCUGGAGCGUACAGUGGCAGCAGACGUUUGAAUCUGCUUUGGCUCGUGUGAAGCGCAGUGGUAAGUCGCUGCUAGGUGUGCAUGAUGAAUUGUAG